This is a messenger RNA of Artibeus jamaicensis (Jamaican fruit-eating bat), 960 nucleotides long. Its product is annotated as olfactory receptor 3A2. Bases 13 to 960 code for a protein of 315 amino acids. NCBI's taxonomy places the organism in Eukaryota, Metazoa, Chordata, Mammalia, Chiroptera, Phyllostomidae. Gene Ontology annotation, biological process: G protein-coupled receptor signaling pathway. The record is from RefSeq and is a predicted model, not a curated record. Gene Ontology annotation, cellular component: membrane. Gene Ontology annotation, molecular function: G protein-coupled receptor activity; olfactory receptor activity. The transcript has a single exon.
UUACAGGUUCUCAUGGAGCCAGAAUUGGGGGCAAAUGGAACUACUGUUACUGAGUUCAUUCUACUGGGCUUAGUGGAGACACCAGAGCUGUGGCCUUUUGUCUUUGUGAUCUUCCUCUUUGCCUACCUAGUUUCAGUUGGGGGCAACCUGAGCAUCCUGGCUGCCAUCUUGGUGGAACCCAAACUCCACACCCCCAUGUACUUUUUCCUGGGGAACUUGUCAGUGCUGGAUGUUGGGUGUAUCACUGUCACUGUUCCUGCUAUGUUGGGUCGUCUCUUGUCCCAUAGGCGUAUAAUUUCCUAUAAUGCCUGCCUCUCUCAACUCUUCUUCUUCCACCUUCUGGCUGGGAUGGACUGCUUCCUGUUGACAGCCAUGGCCUAUGACCGAUUCCUGGCCAUCUGCCGGCCCCUCACCUACAGCACCCGCAUGAGCCAGACAGUCCAGUCGACAUUGGUGGCUGUGUCCUGGGCCUGUGGCAUCAGCAAUGCACUGACCCACACUAUUGCCCUUACUACCCUCAACUUCUGUGGUCCGAAUGUCAUCAAUCACUUCUACUGUGACCUCCCACAGCUCUUCCAGCUGUCCUGCUCCAGCAUCCAAUUCAAUGAGCUGUUGCUCUUUGUCAUGUGUAUUCUAAUGGCAGGUGCCCCUCUGGUUCUCAUCAUCACCUCCUACAUCCAUGUGGCAGCUGCUGUUUUACGAAUCCGCUCAGUGGAGGGCAGGAAGAAAGCCUUCUCCACAUGUGGCUCCCACCUCACUGUGGUUUGUCUCUUCUAUGGAACUGGUAUCUUCAACUACAUGCGUUUGGGUUCAGAGGAGUCUUCAGACAAGGAUAAAGGGGUUGGGGUUUUCAACACAGUUAUCAACCCCAUGCUGAACCCACUUGUCUAUAGCCUUAGAAACCCUGAUGUGCAGGGUGCCCUAUGGAGGGUGCUCAUAGGGAAGUGGUCACUGACCUGA